AUGUUUGGGCUGGAGCAGUUUGGUUCUCAGAUUAAUAGCAGAAACCCUGGCCAGUCAGAGAGAAACAUAAACCAAACAAGACUGAACAUGGGCUCCCAUUUUAAAAGCCCUGGUUUUCAUGCUGGAGGUCCACCAGGAGCGGUGGAACCUGGUAUGGGACCCCUAAAUGAGCCACCGAUGCUUGGGCUCAAUAUGAACAUGAACGGAGAACAGUAUGGCGGCUUUCAUGCGCGGGGCCACUCGGACAUGCAUGCGGGCAGUGGACUGCAGCAACAGCAACAGCAGCAAGGAACCAUGCAUGGAUUUUUUAACAACCAGCAACCUCAUCAAGGGCAUCCCCACGGCCACCAGUCUCACCCCCACCAACAUCACCCUCACUUCACUGGGAAUUUCGGAGGCCCAGACCCAGGGUCGUCCUGCUUGCAUGGUGGAAGGCUCAUGGGCUACAAUAACAAUGGCAUGGGACCACAGCAGGGCUUCGGAGAGGGGUUUGAUCCCCUUGCUGAUGGCCAGGCAGGAGAGGGUUUCCCCCAGCAGCAGCAGAGGUCAGGUAACAUGCCUGACUUCCAACACCACGGCCCUCCCAGUGGCAAUCAUGCUGUCCCUGCCCCCUGUCUACCCUUGGACCAGUCCCCCAACAGGGCAGCAUCCUUCCACGGUCUUCCUUCCUCCUCUUCAUCCUCCUCUGAGGCCCAUGGCCUAGAGCCUCGGCGGAUGCCCAACCAAGGAGCUGUUGAGGGAUUAGAGUAUAAUUUCCCCAGUGAGCCUCCAUCCGGACAUUUUGAUGUACCUGUAUUUUCGCCCUCAGAAUCAGAAUCCCAGCUGCCCCAUUUUGGGCCGGGUAGGCCAGUGGCCAGUGGUAAUUUCCCAGGGAACCCUACCAUGCCACGGACACCUGGUAUGCAGGGCAUCUCUAAAGGACACCAACCACCUCCACAGCCUCAGCAGCCUCAGCCACCCCCACAGCAUGGAGUGUUUUUUGAGCGGUUCGGAAAUGGCCGGAAGGUGCCUGUAGGAAUGGAGCCGGGGGUAAAUGCUAGACAUCCUCUCAUGCAGCAGCAACAGCAGGCUGGCUUGUUAGCUAGACAAAAUGCCUGCCCCCCUGGUCUCCCCCGCCCCCCUCAGCCUGAGCCUGGCUCCUCUAACCCUAAUAUUCUGGAUGGAGGGGUCAUGAUGCCCGGCCAACACAACCAGUUUGAAUAUCCCAUUCACAGACUGGAAAACAGAAGCCUGCACCCCUAUGGGGACCCCAUGUUUAAUAUGCAACAGCCAGGCCCUCCUCCUCCCUCCCAACAGCCCCCAAAUCAGAGGCUGCAACACUUUGACUCCCCUUAUAUGAACAUGGCUAAAAGGCCUAGGUUUGAGUUUCCUAAUGCACAUGGGGGAGAGGGUUGGGGUGGUGGUAUAGAAAACCACCUCUCCCCAACAGCCUACCCAGGUUUGCCAGGAGAGUUUACCCCACCUGUGAGUGAAGGUUUCCCCCCAGGUUCUCUACAGCAUGCGGGGCCUGAACAGCAGUCUCUGCAACAGCGCCAAAAUGCAGCCAUGAUGAUAAAGCAGAUGGCUUCUCGCAACCAGCAGCAGAGGAUGAGGCAACCCAGCCUGCAACAGCUGGGUCACCACGGCGACGUACCUCCUGGCCCCAUGGUCCAUGGAGGCCCGGUGGGGAGCAUGCCCCAGCCCAACUUUGAUAGAGAAAAUGGCGGUAGGAUGCCAAACUUUGAAGGACAAAAUCCUCAUGUAACUCAGGAGAAUUCCUGGUUCCCUGGAUCCCACCCACCAGGAGAGAUGAUAUCACGGCGUAUGGGUGGAACAGGAAACGAGUCAGGGGCCCACGAUAUCGGGUUGCAGCAGAACGGGCCUGGUAUGAUGUUCAGGCCAGGUAUGGGCAUGCAGGAGCCAAUGAGGAUGCCUGGAGACAGCCACGUCCAGGCUCUCCAUUCCCCGGGCAUGCACUCCCAAUUCAGCGGCAACAUAGGCAACCUCUCACAGAUGCAGUCUCCAGGAGCCGGAGUAGGUCAUCCAAAUGCGCCGGCAGAAAGGCGGCCAGCUGAUUUCCCUGCACCCCCUAUGGGAGCUCAGCCAACUUUUCCUUAUGGAGGGUCUAACCGUCAGGGGGCAGCCCAUAACACUCCCCAAGGGGUGAACACCUCACCGGGGAGUUAUCCUCCUCAGUCUGAGUUCUCUUCAGGCCAGCGGUCGUCUGUUAGUAAGCUCGGAGCUCUCUCCCUGGGUAACUUCAACAAAACCAGCAGUAAAGACAAUGUUUUCGGUCAGAGCUGCCUGGCAGCCCUUUCCACAGCCUGCCAGAACAUGAUCGCAAGCCUAGGGGCCCCCAACCUGAACGUAACAUUCAACAAGAAGAACCAAAAUGAGGGCAAGCGAAAAUUGAGUCAGACAGAGCAGGACAUUAAUAGCAGCACAGCUAAUGGGAAUGGCAGUGCUGGUCCUGAGUAUUUUCAGAGCGGCACUUCCCAGAACAGCCAGAUGCCUGGCACCGGGAAUAGCAGCGCUAAACCUGCAAGUCAAAGCCAGACGGUGCAGGGGGAAGCCAGUGCCCUCUCCCCAAAUUACAACAUGGACGCUACCCCCUGCAGUGAGGGGAAAGCAACAACAGGGAGUGGGAGAGGGAGAGGGAGGAGAAAAAGAGACAGUGGACAUGUGAGCCCUGGAAUUUUUUUUUCCUCUGAUAACGGUAACCCUGUUGUAAGUCCAGGCCAGCACACCCCCUCGGCUGGCGUUGGGGAGAGGGGUGGGGGUACGCCCCAUGAGAAACCCCUCCAGUCCCCUUCAUGGGGAAAAGGAGGUGACCUAAUGUUGGGGGACCAGGCAGACCUGAUGUCUUCUCUGGACAGUGGCAUUCAAAGUGUCACAAAGUCUGACAGUAGCUCACCGCGAGUGGACUUUCCUGACGAUGUCAGUACCCACUAUGGCAAUGAGGACGAGGUGUCCUCCAGCUCAGAUGCAGGAGGGGCCUUGGCCGCCAAGCCUAAUCGCAGCCCCAUGAUCACUAGCUCGCCCAAAUUGCAGAGAGGCGAGCAUGGGAUGAUAAAUGGACAGAAGCCCUUAGCUAUGGGCAUUAACAAUCAUACUACCUCGACAUCUGACAGCUAUGGACUGAAUGCUGGUGGGGGCACAGGGGGCAACGCAGUCAGCCACCCAGGCACACCUGGAAUGGAACAGGUACGCACCCCUUCCAGCACCUCUGGCCAGGAUGAGAUCCAUCCCCUGGAGAUUCUGCAGGCCCAGAUCCAGCUUCAGCGACAGCAAUUCAGUAUCUCAGAGGACCAGCCACUGGCUAUGAAGAAUAGCAAAAAGAACGGCGACUGUCCCUCACAGAACGGAGACAAUGAGCUGGCGAGCUGCAGCCCGGAUGCUGGGAAGGGCUCAAUGGGCACUAUUGACCUUGACACCCUCAUGGCAGAGCAACACGCCACCUGGUACGUGCCCAGCGACAAAGCCAUGAUGGACGGGCCAGAAGACGAUAAGGCCAUGGCACCCUGGGAAAAAAAUAAGAGCCAAAAUAACAGUAAAGAAGAAUCGGAGCUGUCCCAGAGCAAGGCCGGAGCCGGGGCCCCGGGAGCCGGAGGAGGAGGAGGCGGUGGUGGUGGAGGAGGAGGAGGAGGCGGCAACGGAGGGAACCACCUGCAGUGCCUGUCCGUCCACUGCACGGAUGAGCUGGGGGACAGCAAAGGCCGAGGGGGGGCCCGUGUCCUCCUGGCGCUCCCUCCACUCUGAUAUCUCCAACCGCUUUGGGACGUUCGUGGCGGCACUGACUUGAAGGGGAAGCAGGCCAGGUCUCCAAAAACACACAACAAAAACAAACACAAAAACACAACAAAAACAGAGAAUUUGCUCACAGAAGGAAAAGAAAGGGAAGAGUCAGAGACUUAAAACAGCGACGAGGAGGACGACGAUGCUGAUGACGAGGAAGAGGAGGAGGAGGAGGAGGAGGAGACGGUGGUGUCAACUGAGGCGACUGCAAGCCGCUCUCGCCUGUUCAGGGAGAGAAAAGACGUUAACGUUCAUAAACACGCGCGUGGACUCGGACACUCGGCACACACACACACACACACACACACACACACACACACAAACACACACACACACACACACACACACACACACACACACACAUGCAAAUACCACAUUUUCUCUCACACACUCCAUCACACUUUAGGACAGACAGACACACACACACUGCUGGACAAUACAGCUCGGGCUCUACCCAGUGUAACCACAUCUGGAAAACCUCAAGUCGACCUUUUUUUUUUUUUGUUCUUUUUGUUGUUUAUUUUAUUCUAUUUUUUUUUCCAAGAAAAAUAUAGAAAUGUCAAGGGGGGAGAAAACAAAUGCAGAGGACACGUUUGUCAUCGUUUGUCAUUGGCUGUGAUCAUGUACACGUGUUGAGUCUAUUGACGUGACUGCGAUGCCCGCCGCAGCCCCUCCGGCCUCGCCUCGCCUCCGCCCCGGCCCGGCCGCCCUCCCGCCGAGCCAGUACCGGCUCCCCGAUAACGCCCGCCCUCCUGCCCCGCCGCCUCUACCCCCCACCCCCCCACCCCUAUAAGUUCCACUUUGUAUUGGCAAAACUUAAGAAACACACAACUACUCUUAUUCGUGACAGCUGGCCUGAGCCCUGAGACGCGGGACCUUUGGAGAGAGGGACAAGAG
This is a messenger RNA of Lampris incognitus (smalleye Pacific opah), 4671 nucleotides long. It is a transcript of the gene mn1b, whose product is annotated as meningioma 1b. The coding region runs from base 1 to 3738 and encodes 1245 amino acids. The record is from RefSeq and is a predicted model, not a curated record. NCBI's taxonomy places the organism in Eukaryota, Metazoa, Chordata, Actinopteri, Lampriformes, Lampridae. The transcript is spliced from 2 exons. Gene Ontology annotation, biological process: regulation of DNA-templated transcription.